AGAGACCAACCAGGAUGACAGGGAUUAUUGUGUUCCUCUUGUUUCUAGGGUUUCCUCUUGAUAAGGCGGAAGAGCAUGUUGUUAACGAGCUGUACACACUGAUAGAAAAGGGUCAGACUGGCUUUGUGGAACCUGCUCCAAGCAACCAGAGCUGGCCCCUGGUUAAAGAGCCCUCCCUGCCAAUCAAUGAGCUUCUAGAAAAGAGCAGCAAGACUGGCGAGUCCAAGUUCACCCUCCAUCCUCUCCCCUCUGCCGUCUGGCCCAAACACAAUGACCUGGCCCUCAUUCCUCGACACCAUAGUCCCCACAACAAGAGUAAAAAGGGUCCUAAAAGUGACCGCCUGGUGGAGCACAACAGCGAGAAAACCAGAGGAGAAGUCACCGGUCUGCUUCCUAAAACCUUAUUAACAGGAGCUUCAGCAGCUGUUGCCACAAACAACAGCCGCACCGUGCAUAAACCCAACCAGGACACACAGUCCAACAUCAGCCCUCCUCAGCACAGUGAACCAGAUGGACACCCCAACUCCAGACCCAGGCCUCCUGUCCACAUACAGCCUCAGAUUCAGCCACAUCAGCCGGCCCCUUCCCCGCGCAAAGACCCUCCAAAUCGACGUCUGGACCCAGAGGAGAACCGACCCGGGAAGUCCAGCCUCUAUCAGUCAGGUAUUGGUGCAGCAUCCCGGAACAACAGCCGCCCUCCUGUGGUCUUAAACCGGCGCUCCUCCCCCAGCCUGCUCUACCAGUUCGACAUCAUAAGGCGAGAGUCUUCUGACUUUAUCCAUGAUGCCUAUUGCAUGAGCGAGUGUAGGAAGGAGAAGGAAGAGAGAGAGUAUUACUGCUACAGUGAGUUUGCCGUCAAUGGGAUCGUGCACGACAUCGACGUGCUGCGUAAAGGGAUACGGCUCAUUACUCUGAUGGUGAGCAGCGAUGGUUUCUACAAGAUGAGUCGCCUCCACGUGACCCCAGACAGCUUUUUCUUUAAAGUUCGCCUUCUGGUCCUCGAUACCUACAAGUGCAGCAAGCCCUGCCCUGACAUCAAACUUGGGACCAGAUACAUCGUGAUGGGUCAGCUCUACCACCGGAGGCGCCAUCUUCCCAGUGACCUCCUAAACCUCCUGGGAGGUAAACUGAAGCCUGGAGAUGGCCUCUUGCGAAGUAACAACUACGUCAAAAGGUUCAACAAACGGAGACACCAGAAGGCCCUGGAGGCCACCCGCUCCAGGUGUAGGUGAACCAAAGAAAAGACUAUCACCCCCUGCUGCAGGGGAAGAGACACUGCAGCAUGAACUGCCAUAACCUCUCAGUAUUGUUUAAGGCAAAAGACACUUUUUUAGAAAUCAUGAAUUAUUUUCCUACAGGCUGCCAAGUUGCUUCAUUAAUCCAAUUCAUGUUUUGUUUUUCUUAUCUGUUUAAUUCUUGUAAGCACCAACAUGUUGCAUGUACAGGCACAUUGCAAAUAUUUAAGUACCUUGAAAAAGUUAUUUUUUCCCAUAAUUUAAUUAGAAAAUUUAAAAUUAUAUAUAUAUUCUAGAUUCAUCACACACAAGGUGAAAUAUUACAAGCUUUGUUUUGUUUAAAACUAAUUGUUACAGUUUACAACUCAGAACUACAGAAAUGUUAACCUUGAGAAAGAUUAUGUUCAUUUAUACAUUAAGUACUUGGCCGGGGCUCCUUUUGCACAAUUUACUGCAUCUAGGAGUCACAGCAUGGCGCCACUCAGUCUGUGGCACUACUGGGGUGUUAUGAAGCCCAGGUUGCUCUUAUAGCAGCCUUCAGCUCAUCUGUAUUGUUGAGUCUGGUGUCUCUUAUCUUCCUAUGGACAUUUCCCCAGAGAUUGUCUAUGGAGAUUCAGUUCAGGCUAGUUUGCUGGUCAGUCAAACACAGUAAAACCAUGAUCAGCAAAACCAGUUUCUGGUAGUUUAAAACAGGACUUUCGACCACCAGUGGUCUGCUUCUUUUUCCUUAGUUCAGGUGAGACUCUGAUGACAUCUGUGGUUCAGGAGUGGCUUGACUCUUACAGUAUGAUACUUGUAGCCCAUUUCCUGGACCUGUCUUGUGGUGGCUCUUGAGCCACUGACUGCAGCCUCAUUUGACUCCUAGUCAAUCUCCCCUAAAUUCUUGAAUCUGCUUUGCUUGACAACCCUCUGAUGGCUGUGCUCACCCCUGUGUACCUUUUACCACACUUUUCCCUUCUAGUCAAUUUUCCAUAAAUAUGCUUUGAUACAGCUUCUGAAAACAGCCUGCCCUUUCAGCAGUAACCUUUUCUGGCUUACCCACCUUUGGGAGGGUGCCAGUGAUUAUCUUCAGAAAAACUGUCAAGUCAGGAGUCUUCCCUGUGACUGUGGUUGUGAGCACUGAACCAAAGUGAGAGAAUAAAGACUCAGGAAACCUUUGCAGGUAUCUUGAGUUAGCAACCUGUUUAGACCUUUGCUCGGGAGUAAAAUAACCAAAAAGAAAUUGGACUUUUCACAAUAUUUUAGCAUACAGGUUUUUUUUAUUUUGUAGCUGUCACAUGUCAGGAUUAAACAAACACACACACACACAUACACACAAAAAGCUUUCACUUUGUGUGUGAUGAAUCUGGAAUAUAUGUAAGUUUUUCUUUUUGAAUGAAAUUGAGAGGAAAAAAUAACUUUUUCAUGAUAAUGUAUUUUUUAGAUGUGCCUGUAUAUAGGAAAUAUAGUUGCUUCAAUCAAAUUGAUUUUUUGAAUUAUAAUUUCAUAAUGUCUGAGACUAUUAAGAAACCCCCAUCACCUCUUGUUCAUGUUUUACAGUAGCAGCUCUACUCAAAUCCUCAAAUAUUCAUGGCUGGUUCAUGAAGUUCCUUAUCAGGAAAUUUGACCCCAUAGUUAUGACACUACUGUCAUUUUUAACAUUAUCAUUCUUUUAUUUUACCCUCUUGUCUUUAGAGCCAUUUUGAUUGCAAGAAAAUCGAUCAGCAUAUCUAUGAAGUCAUUAUUAAUGUAGAAAUAGUUAAUUGAUGGCUCAAAUUAAAAAAAACUUUUCCUUAUAUCCUGCUUUUGUUAAAAAAAAAAAAAAAAAACAUUCUCCUCCCGUUCAGGUUGCUUCUGCUCUGAAACUGCCACUCUGGUUUUUCUCUGCCUGCAUACAAAAUUUUCUCUGCACACACUCAACGCUUUCUCUGAAUAAAAGAAACAGGUAUGGAAGUGACCAAUCAUGUUUGUUCUGCCUGCUGCCACUGUGCUGUUUUCAAGGAGAUUUUUGCUUUGACCUUACUAUGAGAGUCCCUACAUUCUAUCACAUACACACACAUAGUAAAAGUCUCAGAUCAAAAAAAAUAAAACACUUGAGCAUUAUUCACUAAAAAUCUGAAAAAGCAGGCCAAAAAGUGAACUCAGUCUAAAUAGCUGAACAUUUUGUCAACUCCUAAAAAAGCAAAAAUUAAGUCUGUAGGAAGAACUGGGUUGGAGAUAAAGGGCUUGGAAGUGAAUGUGACUCUCAUAGUAAGGUCAAAGAAAAUGUCUUCCUUAGCAUAGUAACAACAGGAGGAGCAAACAUGAUUGGUCGAUACUGUACGCAUUUCUUAUUGGCAAGUCCUUUAAAAAAAGUCCCGAAGCAGAAUACGUUUGGUGCAUAUAAAGGAAGUUUUGAGCGUGCAGAGAAAGUUCCAUACGUGAGCAGAGAAAGUUGUGAGUGCACAGAGAAAAAUCAGAGUGGCAGAUUCACAGGCAAGUUGAAGCAACUUGAAGAAAACUUUGAGUGGGCAACUACAGACAAGAGAGCAAGUAGACACUUCAAGCACGGAGGAAAUCUAAACACAAAGGCAUGUUUUUAUAAAAUGUGUGAGGAAAAAUCAGAGCCUAAAAUCAGUAAGCACUUAAUGUUUGAGUUUUGCUGCAAUAAUGACUCCAUACAUAUUAAUUUAAGUUUAUCAUACAAUAAGUACACAAUAGGAAAAGUAUGCAUUUUUUUUAAUCUCAUCUCACAUGUUGAUUAUUUUAAUCAUGCAGAUUCCUUUUAUUUGUUGAUCACACAUCUAAACCUACAGGAAACAUCAUAUUUUGUAUUGCACUGAAUACUACUGUUUUGCAACACCCAAAUCUGCUACAUGUUGUCACUGUGGUUGUUUUUGGUAAGCAGGAAAUGCACUGUUAUUGUUCUGAUGACCAAAGGGAGUGAAUGACGGCCUUAAAAAAGCAGCAAUGAACCUCAGCUGAGGAGUAGGAGGACAGAACAAAGGGAAAGACAGCACAGGACCUUAGCUUGUCAUGAGAGCGGCUUAUUUUUCUAACUUUAAUUGUGUGUCCAUGAUGAAAUAUAUGCCUGAGUUAGACCAGGACAUCAAAAGAAGCCUUGCUGAAUGAGGACGGUGCAUGUUGUUGUAGGGAUGAAGCCAUAACUCUAAUCGUAGGAAUCUGAUCCUCUCCACACCUGGACACAUGACUCGGGAAAGUGCCUCUUUCACUUCUCCUCUUUGGGAUGGCUAAGGUUUUCUUGCUUACAAACACAUUCUCCUCUGUGGAGGCCAAAGCUCAAAAAGGGGGUGUUUAAAGUAUUUAGGGAGGAUCACAGAGAGCGGAAAGCGGGGGCAAGGUAAAAAGGAAUUAAAGGUUAUGUAAAAAGACAGUGAGAGGGUAUGUCUUUCUACAUGGACAGCUUCAUAUUUAAUCAGAAAUCCUUUGCUUGGUUGUAUUUUGAUUUUUAUGUGAUGCUUCUA
Cheilinus undulatus (humphead wrasse) is the source of this 4678-nucleotide messenger RNA. RefSeq lists its product as uncharacterized. Gene Ontology annotation, molecular function: protein binding. Lineage: Eukaryota; Metazoa; Chordata; Actinopteri; Labriformes; Labridae. The coding region runs from base 15 to 1232 and encodes 405 amino acids. The record is from RefSeq and is a predicted model, not a curated record. The transcript has 5 exons.